GUUUUCAAAGAAUUUGUAGGUCUUCCCAAUCUUUAUAUUAAUACUCAUUUGGCAUUACAUGUGCAAACAUAUGGAAACCUCAUCAAUACUGGAAAUAUUAAAUUGGACUUGUUAAAACAUUAUACGACCUUAUUUGCUAUAAGGCAUCUAAUUGAUGGUGGAAUUGAUAUUAGAUCUUCAAGUCCAAGUCAAGUUUUUCAAGAAAAUGAAGAACUUAAUGAUGAUGAAGGCAA
This is a messenger RNA of Scutellospora calospora, 233 nucleotides long. The record is from the annotation of a GenBank genome assembly. NCBI's taxonomy places the organism in Eukaryota, Fungi, Glomeromycota, Glomeromycetes, Diversisporales, Gigasporaceae.